Messenger RNA from Wyeomyia smithii (pitcher-plant mosquito), 690 nucleotides. Its product is annotated as histone H2A-beta, sperm-like. Gene Ontology annotation, cellular component: nucleosome. Lineage: Eukaryota; Metazoa; Arthropoda; Insecta; Diptera; Culicidae. The coding region runs from base 74 to 460 and encodes 128 amino acids. The record is from RefSeq and is a predicted model, not a curated record. Gene Ontology annotation, molecular function: structural constituent of chromatin; protein heterodimerization activity; DNA binding. The transcript has 2 exons.
AUGUAAGCGGCAGUUUUUAGUGAUCGUGGAAGUAUUUUGUUGGUGUCACUUUAUCAAUAACAAGAUAUUUACAAUGGCACCUAAAUCGAAAAAAGCUGUUUCUAAAUCCCGUCGAGCUGGACUAACUUUUCCAGUGGGUCGUACCCUUAGUAUACUUAAAAAGGGCAAGUACGCUGACCGCAUCGGUGCAGGGGCCGGUGUAUACAUAGCUGCUGCCUUGGAAUAUUUGGUAGCAGAGAUUUUGGAGCUGGCAGGAAACGCUGCUAAAGCUAACAAAAAAAUACGUAUAAUUCCUCGACACAUUCAACUGGCGGUUCGCAAUGACGAUGAAUUGGCCGAACUGUUAAAACAUGUUUGUAUUGCCGAAGGCGGGGUCCUUCCAAAUGUUCAAGGAGUCUUGAAGCCAAAAAUUUCGAAGAAGCCUAAGCCGACGCUAUACACUGAAAGCCAGGAGUAUUGAAGAAUUCGAUCAGUUAUAUUGCUGCGUGAUUUUUGUUUUUAAAUGUUUUUUCUUCUAAUUUAGAGAUAUGGUUACAGUUAGUAGCCUAAGACGUAUGAAUCUCUGAGUAAAUACCUAAACUAUAAUUUAAUAAUUAUAUUUCUGUGUGAUUUUUAAAACUAUGUUUUGUUUUAGUUUAAAAUCGGUUAACAAUUAAAAGCUAAAAACCGUUGGAAUUCUAUGAAUAAAUA